This is a messenger RNA of Lodderomyces elongisporus, 2760 nucleotides long. RefSeq lists its product as uncharacterized. Gene Ontology annotation, cellular component: XPC complex; nucleus; nucleotide-excision repair factor 2 complex. Gene Ontology annotation, molecular function: single-stranded DNA binding; damaged DNA binding. Bases 1 to 2760 code for a protein of 919 amino acids. Gene Ontology annotation, biological process: mismatch repair; nucleotide-excision repair. The record is from RefSeq and is a predicted model, not a curated record. NCBI's taxonomy places the organism in Eukaryota, Fungi, Ascomycota, Pichiomycetes, Serinales, Debaryomycetaceae. The transcript has a single exon.
AUGUCGGACAACCCGAACCAUUAUCAUAAGCAGCUUCUUCGAGAAGCGCGUCUAGCAAAGAGGAACACCAAUAACAAUAGUAGUGAUGGAGAUAAUGAAGAGCCUAGGAGAAAAAAAAGAAACGUCAAAAAACAAUCUUUAAAUAAGAAAACUACAGAAUUGAGAGAAGAGCAAGACCAACAUUCCUUUGACGAAAGCUCAGAUUCAAAUGAUUUUGAAGAUAUAGAUCUUGGCGUACGUGAACCACCAUCAGAUGCAAGUUCUGCGGAAUCGGAAGAUUUUGAAGAAAUCUCAUUAGAUACGGGCCACAGCUAUCAAUUUGAUGAGCAGAGCAACAAUGGUUCAGCAGCUGAAGCAGACGCGUUAACUAUACAAAUACGAGCACCAGAAGAGGAAGAUUUUGAGAUAAGUAAGACGGGGAAAGGAAGAAGUAAAGUGAACUUUGUUAGCAAAGAAGAGCGACGAAGAAGAGUGCAAAUCCAUAAAGAGUAUAUUGCACUAAUGCUCAUUCACCUAAUCUUGCGCAACAGAUGGUGUAAUGCAAAGGAUAUUGGUAAGAAGUUAAAACGAGCGUGUGUAACUACACAAACUCAACAACUACUUACAUAUGAUUCCAAAAACUCACCUUUGCUUGGAUCACGGAAGCUUUUGGAUGCUUUAAAGAAAAUCAUGGCGAUCUAUAGUGAAAAAUUUAGAAUAACAGUUCAAGGCUUGGUAAGAAAGGAUUGGCAGGAACUUGGAGUGAUUCAGGAGGCAGAGGUUGUAACCAAGAAUUUAUUCAAGAAACUUGUUGCCAAUUACAGAGGUAGUCGGGAUGUUGCGGCACAAGGGUUUGUGACUUUAUUGAGGGCUCUAGGCUUGAAUGCAAGACUAGUUUUCUCACUACAGCCUCCUGACUACACCAUUAUUACCAGUCCAACGAAACUACUAGAAGAACAUACAAAGAGCAAUGUGCAGUUUAUGGAUUCACCUUAUCCAAUCUUUUGGGUUGAGGUUUACGACAAGUACAAAAACUCAUGGAUCAGUAUUGACCCCAUUGUUAUGAAGAUUAUUGAAACGUGUCCGAAGAGGAAGAAGUCAUCUUUUGAGCCACCUGCUACAGAUGAGCGAAAUCAACUUCAUUAUGCAUUGGCUAUCGACAAAGUGGGACGCAUUAGGGAUGUGACUCGGCGGUACUGCAUUAAUUAUAAUGCAAAGACUAUUCGGAAAAGAAUAUCUUUUAGAUCAAGUGAGGAUGAAGAUUGGUAUGAGAAUCUUUUACAAGCUGCUAACAGAGGCAAAAAGAGAUCAGUUUGCGAUAUAUAUGAGAUGAAAGAGUUUCAUGAACGUGAUUUGGCUGAAGGGAUGCCCAAUAACCUACAAGCGUUUAAGAAUCACCCGCUUUACGCUUUAGAAUCUCAGUUGCGUCAAAAUGAAGUUAUUUCUCCAAAGGACAAGUCCAGCGUUUGUGGGACUUUCCGUAUAAAGAGUUCGGGGAAAUUGGUGGAUGUAUACAAGAGAAGUUGUGUAAAGAGAUUGAGGUCAGCGAAAGCUUGGUAUAUGAGAGGAAGAAUAUUGAAGAUUGGUGCUAUGCCCAUGAAGACUAAAUCUAGUGGAGUAGGAAAUGGUGGUGGUAAUGUGGCACACGAAAGUAAUACUGACGAUGAAGAAGUGCGUUUGUAUGCAGAGUCGCAGACUAAACUAUAUAUUCCCAAGAUUGAAUUUGAGGAUAGGAUUCCAAAAAAUGCAUAUGGAAAUGUUGAUGUUUACACAGAGUCGAUGAUACCAGAGAAUUGUUGCUUGAUCCGUAUUUCGGAUACUGUCUCGUUGAAGUUGCUUCAAAAAACAGCUCAAUUCUUGGGUAUUGAUUAUGCAAAGGCAAUUACUUCAUUUGAUUUUACUCAGAGAGGUAAGGGAGGGGCACGAACGCCAAAUGCAAAAGAAGGUGGCAUUGUUGUUCUCAAGAUACACGAGGAAGCCACAAGGGUUGCAGUAGACUUUAUGAUUGAAAUGGAGGAAUAUGAACGGAAAAUGCAAGUUGAAGAGAAUGCUUUGAAAAAUUGGAGGUUUUUUUUACUCAAGUUGCGUUUGCAAAAUCGUUUAAACAAAUCCCAUGGUGUUGUUAAUGAUGACAGCGAUACGAUUCAGUUUGCCAGUCCCAAGAAAAAGAGAGGGGAAGAAAUCAAGAGAAAUGAAGCAGAGGAAGAAGAGGAAACAGGCGAAGAAGAGGAAGUAGAGGAAGCAGACGAAGUAGAGGAAGAAGAGGAGCAAGAAGACUAUUACGAUGGUGGGUUUGUCGUUGACGAUCAUGCAAUAGGCUUGAAUGACUCGACACAACUGCAAGGUGGCGUAUUUAAAGAAUCUAGUUACAUCAAUAAGGUUAGUGAUAGAAACGGAAUCGACGAUAAUAGUGAUGAAGAAGAAGAAGAAGAAGAAGUUUUUGAUGGUGGAUUCAUUGUUUCUGAUAGCGAACCAAAUGAUUCAAGAAACCACAAUGACGCGAUACGACAUGAUAAGGAAGAAGAAAAAGAAGGUGCGAAAGAGGAAACCAGCUAUGACAAGGAAGUUGGUCAAGAAUACAAGGAGAUGAGGAGCAGCAGUCGUGGUCUUCGAAGUACUAGAAAAAGAGUACAUAAAUAUGUUGAAGAGAACGAUGAAUUAGAAGAUGAUGGACAACGCAGUUCUCAAGUAUACGACGACGAUGAUUCUCUGUCGGAAGCCAAGUUCAGCGAGCCUUCUUCCGAUCAAUCCAGUAUGGACUUUGAAUACGAGAGUGAAUAG